Peniophora sp. CBMAI 1063 is the source of this 1668-nucleotide messenger RNA. The record is from the annotation of a GenBank genome assembly. NCBI's taxonomy places the organism in Eukaryota, Fungi, Basidiomycota, Agaricomycetes, Russulales, Peniophoraceae.
AUGUCCCCUUCAAGCGCCCGCCCCUCCCUCCAGCUUUCCGACAUAUAUCCGCGCUGCGAGGCCUGUCAACGUCCGCCCUUCCCGCCUGAUUUUCGUUCCACGACCUUUUUCCCGUCGUUUGUAGGCGUGCGCUUGGGCUUUUGCCUUUCGAGUGUCCUUUGUCCCUACCAUCUACGCCGCACACUUCGUAUGGCUGCAUCCAUGCACACCCGCCGGUCUUCCGAGGCGUCGAGCCAUGCUGAUUCGCUCUUCAGUCAGGCAUCGACGUCGACGGGAUUGACAGCAGCGGACAGCAAGCCAGAGCUCUAUGACUAUCCGCCUGACGAACAUGUUAUGCUUCAUUUAGAAUAUAACCUCCCCAUAUUCUCUGACGAUUCUGAGCCCUCGACCCCGGCAAGCACCUCUUCCGGUACCCCUGGCUCUCCCUCCGCAUCUGCCCAUGCACUCCUUCCGCCGCCACCGUCAUCAUCGCCGGUACCGGCCGUCGCAGCGCCAAAGCCGCGUCUCUGGCUGAACCGGCAACGGCGCCGGCCCGUGUCGACCGACGAGACGCCGCAAACGCGUGCCCUCCUCACCUCGCUGCUGCACUCGCACUGGCCGCGCUCGGAGCCCGAGAACCCCAUCUUCGGGCGCACGACGCCUCGCGCGUUGUCUCCGAUGCGCGGACAGCGGUUGCACCCUCAUCUUGACGAUGAUUCUCGGUCGUCGACGCCUCGACCAAGACCGCUCUCGCAUGCCUCUGUACCACUACGUUCUUCAGCCUCUCAAGGAGCGACUUCGAUACUUGAUUCCUCGCCGCUGGUGAAAUUAUCCACUCUCCUGCCAGACUCAGAUAUGCCACCAUGCCCGCCUUCACGAGCUAUUUAUUCGCCUGCGUCCCCUUCGGUCCCACACAAAUCCCACACAUUGCGGCCGCGUCCCUCCGUGCGCUUUCAGCCCGAAACAUCCUCAGCAGUCGCUGCGCGACCUACUUCUCCUUCUCUGAGCAUCAACACCAACCUUCGCCCCAGUACACCCACACCAAAGUCUCUGCGCCCUCGUCCACCGUCGACUCAGUCCGUGCCACGCUCGAUCCUGCGCUCUGACUCGCGCUUGCCACUCUCUGACGUGGGAGCGAAGACGACGCGAAAGACGUCGGUCAAGUUCGCCCGCCGCUCAGAUGUACGGUCGUAUCGCAUCCCGGACGAGUGUAUGAUCGAAUCGCCCGACGGCGAGGUCGAAACAUACGCGCGUCCGACGUGGUACGAAGUCCGGGAAGCACGGGCGAGGCAAGGGGAUGAGGGAAUAAAUCACGAGAGGCGUCGGGGCGCUGAGUCGCAUGGUCCGAGCGCUAAGGAACGAGAGCAGGAGAAGCAACGAGAGAAGGAGAAGGAAUCUUUGCUUAGGCGCUGCUUCCUGUGGAAGGAGAAAGCCGAACCGGCAAAGCCUGUCAUCUCCGGACCAAUGCCGCUCGCACGCGCAUCAUCUCUACGGGAUAUGCGCGUCGCGCGGGAGGCGGCGCUGAAGCAGCAAGAGGAGCUUGAACGGCUGGAGAGGGAGGAGGCGCGUGGGAAGCUUCGCAAGAUGCCACCUCAUCAUCGCGAUGGUCCGGUGGCACAGGAUGGGGGACUCGCGAGAAGGUCUAGUGCGAAGCGUGUGUUUUGGACGAGGAAGAUGAGCGCUCCCUAG